Penicillium soppii is the source of this 825-nucleotide messenger RNA. RefSeq lists its product as uncharacterized. The coding region runs from base 1 to 825 and encodes 274 amino acids. The record is from RefSeq and is a predicted model, not a curated record. Lineage: Eukaryota; Fungi; Ascomycota; Eurotiomycetes; Eurotiales; Aspergillaceae. Gene Ontology annotation, cellular component: cytoplasm; nucleus. The transcript has a single exon. Gene Ontology annotation, biological process: secondary metabolite biosynthetic process.
AUGAAAGUCCCAGAUCCCACUUUGAGUCUCCCUCGAAUCCUCUGCCUACAUGGCGGCGGAACGAAUGCACGCAUAUUCCGCAUGCAGUGCCGCGUUCUGGAAAGCACCCUCAGCUCAACUUUCCGUCUUGUCUAUGCCGAAGCACCAUUCCCUUCACAGCCCGGAUCGGAUGUGACAUCAGUAUACAGAAAUUAUGGCCCUUUCAAAUCCUGGCUACGCAUUACGUCCUCUGAUACUGCUCAUGAGCCACAGCACAUAAUUGAGCGAAUCAACACCGCUAUCGCAACAGCUAUGGCCACGGACUCAAAGUCAGGCGCAACAGGCGAAUGGGUUGCAUUGCUAGGCUUCAGUCAAGGUGCUAAGCUAGCCGCGAGUAUUCUGUUUGCCCAGCAGACAAUGCAACUGCGUGCUGGCCCAAACGCUAUCAUCUGGCCAAACUUUCGUUUUGCUGGAUUGAUAGCUGGUCGUGGUCCUUUGGUGUGGUUGCUUCCUGAACAGAGUGAUAUCUCAUCCGCACAUCCCUUGUCUAUUAAAUCUGGUCUUGUGGACGCAUCUAAUCCCUCAAUCGGAGGAGAAGAUCCUUUGUUCCCGUUGGAUUCAGAUGAGCAUAUAUUGCGGAUCCCCACAUUUCAUGUUCAUGGGUUACAGGACCCGGGAUUGAGUUUGCACCGGGCUUUGAUGCGUAACUAUUGCAAGAAAGGGCUUGCAUCGAUAUUAGAAUGGGAUGGUGGUCAUAGAAUACCAAUCAAGAGGAAAGAUGUACAUGCUGUGGUAGAGGAAAUUUACAAUUUGGCGCAAGUGACGGGAGUACUGAAAUUGUGGUGA